AUGGAUAGACUCACAAAAUCUGCACACUUCCUACCCGUUCACAUGAAUUAUAAUCUGGAUAAGUUGGCUACUCUAUACAUGGACAACAUUGUGCGGCUGCAUGGAGUUCCGGCAAGCAUACUAUCCGACAGAGACCCAAGAUUUGUGUCUCAUUUUUGGCAAAGUUUUCAAAAAGCUAUGGGGACUAAGGUCACUCUUAGCACGGCCUAUCACCCUCAGACUGAUGGCCAAACUGAGAGGGCAAUACAGACACUUGAAGAUAUGCUAAGAGCAUGUGCUUUUGACUUCAACAUAGAAAAAGUGACUGCCAUCAAGGAACGACUCAAGACUGCUCAAGAUAGACAAAAGAGUUGGGCUGAUUUGAAAAGAAGACCAGUGGAAUUCAAAAUAGGUGAUAAGGUCUAUAUAAAGAUUUCGCCAAUGAAGGGAGUAGUUCGAUUCAAUAAAGUUGAGAAACUAAAUCCUAGAUAUGUAGGGCCUUUCGAAAUUCUGGAGAAAGUGGGAUCACUAGCUUACAGACUGGCAUUACCACCGGAUAUGUCAAGGAUUCAUAAUGUUUUUCACGUCUCUCAACUGAGAAGAUACAUUGCAGAUCCGAGACAUAUUUUGGAAGCUGGACCACUCCUAGUCGAAGGGAACUUGAAUGAAGAAUUGAAAUAUGAAGAAGUUCUCAUUCGAAUUAUUGACACGAAGGAUCAAGUACUUAGAAGAAGAACCAUCCCGUACGUCAAAGUACAAUGGUCCAAUCACACUGAAAAGGAAGCUACCUGGGAACCCGAGGAAAAGAUGCGCAAGCAUUACCCAUAUCUCUUCGAAGAUCAAGCGAGCUCAAAUUUCGAGGAUGAAACUUCCAAUAAGGAGGGUGGGAUGUAA
Messenger RNA from Zingiber officinale, 873 nucleotides. RefSeq lists its product as uncharacterized. The record is from RefSeq and is a predicted model, not a curated record. The transcript is spliced from 2 exons. Lineage: Eukaryota; Viridiplantae; Streptophyta; Magnoliopsida; Zingiberales; Zingiberaceae. Gene Ontology annotation, molecular function: nucleic acid binding. Gene Ontology annotation, biological process: DNA integration. The coding region runs from base 1 to 873 and encodes 290 amino acids.